AUGGAGAGAACCGAGCUGGAGGAGAAAAACAACAAACGAACAGAAAGGAGUGGGAAGCGGUUUUGGAGAAAUGGUGCAGGCAGAAGUAGGGAGGCAACAUGGUGAGGGCGGCUAAAAGAGUUUCUCCAACAGAGGGAGAAUGAGGUGAAGAAAACAAGACUAGAGGGAGGGGGAUAAAAAAAAAAAAAAUCAAAGGAGACAGAUGUCGAAAGACAGGAAACUAAACGGACUCAGACGUACAGAGAGUGUAUUCGCUUCCUCUACUCACACACUCACACACACUCAUUCAGUCUGAGUGAAGCUGGGAAAGUUUCUGCUGAAGCUGCAUGCAAGUGGGUCCUCUGGCUUGGAUUAAGCCAAGAGAAGUAAGCCCAAGUGGCACUAAAGUUAGCCCAAGCAUCAACCACUAAACCUCCAUCACGCUGGCAGCUUGGCAGGGACGACAGGGCCAGCCAGCCAGAGCCUCUGCCUGUGGCGUCACCAUGGCCACCAACCGAAGUCACAUGCCCGGCUUUCCACCGGCUGUCUACCCAUUCGCCUUCAACUCCAUAAGGAGCCACUCCCCCUUCGAUCUGAUGACCAAUGGCAAUCUGUUCGGCCGCUUCGGAGCGGACCUUCCCAAAGAGAUGGCAGCGCUGUCGGUGGAAACCCAAAGCACAAGCUCAGAGGAAAUGGUGCCCAGUUCGCCCUCUCCACCCCCACCGCCCCGUGUCUACAAGCCAUGUUUUGUCUGCCAGGAUAAAUCCUCUGGGUACCACUAUGGGGUCAGCUCCUGUGAGGGCUGCAAGGGCUUCUUUAGGCGCAGCAUCCAGAAGAACAUGGUGUACACCUGCCACCGCGACAAGAACUGCCAGAUCAACAAGGUCACACGUAACCGCUGCCAGUACUGCCGCUUGCAGAAGUGCUUCGAGGUCGGCAUGUCCAAGGAAGCUGUACGGAACGACCGUAAUAAGAAGAAGAAGGAUGUGAAAGAGGAGGCUGUGUCAGUUGAGAGCUAUGAGCUAAGUGGAGAAUUGGAGGAGCUGGUAAACAAAGUGAGCAAAGCUCAUCAAGAGACCUUCCCCUCUUUGUGCCAGCUUGGAAAAUACACCACAAACUCCAGCUCAGAUCAUCGUGUACAGCUGGAUCUGGGAUUAUGGGAUAAAUUCAGUGAGCUUUCCACCAAGUGCAUCAUCAAGAUUGUGGAGUUUGCCAAGCGCCUCCCAGGUUUCACAUCCCUCACAAUCGCCGACCAGAUCACCCUGCUCAAAUCAGCCUGCCUGGACAUUCUUAUGCUUCGGAUCUGCACACGUUACACCCCGGAGCAGGACACAAUGACAUUCUCAGAUGGACUCACUCUGAACCGCACACAGAUGCACAACGCAGGAUUCGGGCCACUUACUGACCUGGUCUUUGCGUUUGCUGGGCAACUUCUGCCGCUGGAGAUGGACGAUACUGAAACAGGCCUCCUCAGUGCCAUCUGUCUCAUCUGUGGAGACCGUAUGGAUCUAGAGGAGCCUGAGCGUGUAGAUCGUCUGCAGGAACCCUUGUUGGAGGCACUAAAAAUCUACGCUCGCCGCCGCCGACCUAACAAACCUCAUAUGUUCCCGCGUAUGCUGAUGAAGAUCACAGACCUGCGUGGAAUCAGUACCAAAGGUGCAGAGAGGGCGGUUACUCUGAAGAUGGAAAUCCCAGGCCCUAUGCCGCCUCUUAUCCGGGAGAUGCUGGAGAAUCCGGAGGCGUUUGAGGAGCAAGCUGAGAGCAGUGAGAGCAAAGCUGAAUCAGCUCCUCCUCCUCCAACGGUUCCCCCAGUCACUGUGAAGACAGAGCGGGAGGAUGAGGAGGAGAGCUGGAACACAGAAAACGGAAGUGAGCCAUCACCAGAGGAGGAGGACGACGAGGACGAAGAUGUUGAGGAAGAAAGAGGGACAGACAGUGAUGGAGAGGCCUGGCCUGGUCAGGAACCAAGUGCGGACAUGUCCAGAAAGAGCCAUGGUGCGAGGGCUCAGUGAGCAGGCUCGUUGUUUUACAAACCUCAUCAAGACCUUUACCCCUUCCUCUGUUUUAAUUCCACCACAGCAAUCUGCUGACUAAUGGGGCAAUUUUAAAACCUAAUCAGUGCAGCACCCUAUUUCACCCUAUUCCAGUGGAGAGACUUAUCAUGUGCCUCUUCUCAUGAACUUUGCGAGAAGGAAGAUGCAAGACAAAACAACUGACUGUGCAGACAAAACAGCAGUCACUUUUUUAUACGAUCAUGUUUGUAUUAAAUAAAUAAAAGAACAGCCAUACCGACAAAGCAGCACAAAUCAGUCAACUUGUAUUAAGUUCCUAAUGAUAUCUCUGCAAAACAACAAA
Trichomycterus rosablanca is the source of this 2334-nucleotide messenger RNA. It is a transcript of the gene rarga, whose product is annotated as retinoic acid receptor gamma a. The coding region runs from base 483 to 1991 and encodes 502 amino acids. The transcript is spliced from 11 exons. Gene Ontology annotation, cellular component: transcription regulator complex; nucleus. Gene Ontology annotation, molecular function: nuclear glucocorticoid receptor binding; RNA polymerase II cis-regulatory region sequence-specific DNA binding; zinc ion binding. NCBI's taxonomy places the organism in Eukaryota, Metazoa, Chordata, Actinopteri, Siluriformes, Trichomycteridae. Gene Ontology annotation, biological process: cellular response to corticotropin-releasing hormone stimulus; retinoic acid receptor signaling pathway; regulation of transcription by RNA polymerase II. The record is from RefSeq and is a predicted model, not a curated record.